UGGUGGACUGUGGUACGGACUUGCCACUAAUGAGUUGAUGUAUUGUCUCAAUGGGACUCAUUCUGUAUUGUAUUUAUUUGAGAAAUGGAUAGCUGUAAUGGAGUAUAAAAAGAGGCAUAUAUUUAUGCAUAGUAUUGAUAAGGAAAAGAAAAAAUGAAGCAUCAACAACAGUUAGGCCUAUUGUGCAGGUACAGGUAGUGGUAGUGGCUGCGCAACGAGAGUGUCGACAGUCUGGAACAAUGAGUGGACCCGAACUGCUGGAGGCAUCAGCGCCUGGUUACUCCCGGCGUUUUCUCCAGAGUAUGGCGCUUAUGUGGAGAGAAUCGUCUUUCUGUGACAUAACUCUUGUUAUUGGCAGACGGCGAUUCCAGGCACACAAGACAGUACUUGCUGCUGCUAGCCCUUUCUUUAAAGCUAUGUUUUCUUCAGGCAUGGAAGAACAAAGCCGGGAUGAAAUUGAACUUCAUGAAAUGUCAACAGAUGUAUUUCAUGAAAUAAUUUCCUUCAUUUACACUGGUUCAGUUAAAGUGGACACUGACACAUGCCAGGAUCUGUUGGCAGUGGCAGAUAUGCUGGGCAUAGAAGAUGUCAUCGACAUUUGCUGUCAGUUCCUCAUCGACAACAUGUCUCCACACAACUGUGUUGGAAUCUUUGCCUUUGCGGAUGCUCACAAUUUGAUCAGUCUGAAGCACCAAGCAGAAUUGUAUUUGGAGAAAAAUUUUGUUCAAGCCAGUCAGGAGGAUGAGUUCAGCCAUCUGGAAUUGCAAAGUGUUUUGUCUAUUUUAGGCAGUGAGCGUCUUCAUAUAGAACGUGAAAGCCAGGUUCUUGAAGUUGCUGUGAAUUGGAUAUUGUAUGAUCUUCCAAGCCGUCGAAAAUUUCUCCUUCAAGUUCUGAACAAAGUCCGGAUCAAGCUUGUCUCCCACAAACAUCUCUUCCUCAUCAUAGACUCAUGCGCUGACCAUGGUGUGAAAAUCACUCUCACCAAAUUUGCAUCAAGUUCAGAAAAUGUGAAAAACCUAAAUCCAAAUGGGCUAUAUGUUCAGGUACCUGUGAUGGACGUAAUACAGUUUCCAAGGCAAAAUGCGAAAAAGUACAUCUAUGUUGUUGGAGGAUUCGCUCGCAACAAAAGAAGUUUUGUCAGCAGUAUUAGUACAUUAGAUAGCAUUGAGAGGUAUGAUAUUUAUUCCCGACGGUGGCAAGGCUUUAAAGGCAUGUGUCACCCUCGGAGCAGUCACGGCCUGGCCGUGUUAGACAGGAAGAUAGUCGUUGCUGGAGGGGAGGACGCGUCUCUCAUCUCUGAUUCUGUGGAGAGUUUUGAUCCUGAUGAGAACUACUGGACCCCUCUCCCCAGCAUGAAGCACCCUCGCUAUGGUCUGGGUCUGGUGUCUCUUGAUGGGUGUAUGUACGCAAUAGGUGGCUACGUCGGCACCCAGAUUGGUGGCACGGUGGAGAAGUAUGAUGACAAAGUGAGGACUUGGACUGUUGUGGACAGAAUGCCGAAUCCUAGGUUCUCCAUGGCAACCGUGGAGUAUGAAGGUUUGAUUUAUGUGGUGGGAGGACUGUCAGAGAUGUACACUGAAUCGGAUGCAAUGGAAAGUUACAAUCCGGUGACCAAAGAGUGGUGUCCCUUGGCAAGGGUGAAAGUACCGAGAGCAUAUCAUGGACUGGUAGCUGUUGAUGGCUAUCUGUACGCUGUCGGGGGCUUCAAUGAGUACUCUGGAUCUCUUCGUACUGUGGAAAAGUAUUCCAUACAAGACAACGUGUGGACUCCGGUGGCCCCCAUGGAUAUCAGCCGUGCCGGGGCAGGGAUUGCUGUGGUCGAUGGGAAGAUCUAUGUCUUCGGCGGUCGUUCUCAGGAUGUGGAGCUCUCGGGGUCAAGCGGGUUCUGUGCCUCUGUCACACUGGACAGCGCUGAGUGUUAUGACCCAGCCCGGGAUCAAUGGACCAACUUGCCAAAGAUGGCUUUCGAACGUUGUGAGACUAUGGCGGUGGUUUUAUGACAGGACCUAUUUAUUGAGGAAGUCCUCUGUAAAUGUCUUAGUUUGAUUGAAAGGUACUUCACUUGCAAUGACAUCUUUCUGCUGGAGGAUCUGAUUCUGCCUCUCUACAGGCAUUUGCUCUGUCUGUGUUACUUUCUGCUAUCCAAGCAGCAGCUUCAUUUUAAAAUGACACCAAUGCAACUGGCAUACUUCAUAACGUCUUGUGCUUACUGAAAUUGCGAUAGGAACUUCACAGAAGUUUCAAGACUCUCCAAAAAUCCUGUUUUUUGGUAGGAACAUCACUCGGAUUUCUCUUUGGAAUGCUCCUGAGUUGUUUUUUUUUCAAAGUUUGCAUGUAGUGGCAGGUAUGGCGUGUUCAGGGAAAUGGAUUGACAUAGAGAUUAGCACAGUUCAGCUUUGUUAGAGGGAGGUAGAUUAAGUGAAGAACUUUAUAAAUUGGAGGGGCUGCUAUUUAUUUAGUUGAGAUGUAGUUUCCGAUAAGUCUGUGGUAGCAGUUACAUUUACUAUGGACAGAUAUUAUUGACAAUAUUGCAUCAAAGAUGAGAUGUAGCUGAAACCAACCUCGGCUGAGUGCUUGAGAGGCUUCCUAUAGAAUGCAGUAAAAGUAAAUAUACCCCCCCCCCCCCCCGCCAUGCUUCAUAGUGAUCACAGCUCGCUGAUUCUUGUUUCUGUGAGGUGUAAAUUGUACCAUAUGCAGUAGAUUUUUUUGGGAGGCACUAUCAGAUUUUCAACUCUUGAUCUAUCUUUAUGACUUUGAAAUUCUCUGUGACCUCUCCAUCCAGACGGAAUGUAGCGAUGUGCUUUUGAUUGCCUUGGUUCACUACAGACUACAGCUUAAUUUGAUGACCGUUCAUCUAUUUUGACUUGAGAAUGACAUCUUGACCGGCCUCUGUGGUGCAGUGGUUAUGCUCUUGGCUCUUGCAUGAUGAAGACCCGAGUUCAACUUUUUUCUGUUUUUUUGAGUAUCUCAGUCUUUCUGCUGGGAUGCGGGAUCCCUCUCAGCCUGGUUUGGGCCUGACAGGCUGGGUUGAAGACUGCUCACUAAGUAAUCUUAUUAAUCAUUUAAUGGUUAAUGGGGCAUCAUACUUCCACAAUUACAAUUACAAAGAUGUCUUGAAUCUGCACCCUUCCUAUCAAUAUCGACAGAUUUCCCCCAAAUUAGAGAGCCUGUCAGGUCUGUUCAAAGGUAAGGCUGACAUUUUGAAGGAACAUACAGAUUUUCCCAGGCUGGUCCUGGUCCGUAUUGCCACAUAGUCUGAAAAAUCUGGUUCAAAGAUGUUGAGCUGUAGUAUACGAUGUGUUCAUUGUGAUCAGAGAAUGGCCACACUUCGUCAGAACGUCUGAGAAUUUCAGGUAUGAAUGGCGAUUUAUAUAUAUUAAAGGAGGUUUCGUUUAACAUUCUAUACUCUACUCCAUUAAAAAACGCUUCACUUUUCAAAUGCACCUCCUAGCAUUUCACAAAUCAUGUGUUUGAAGAAAAGCUUUAGUUUAUUUAGUUUUUUUGUGUCUUUUUGCAAUAAAUCAACCGGAAUUGCUCUGUAUAUUUCCACUUAACUAUAAAUGUAAUAGCAUACCACCGAGAACUAUUCCAGGUCUUACUCUAUCUAUGUGAUGGCGAACUCUGACUACCAUUGUGAAACAAAGAGGCUUUACUUGUUACUGUGCUUUUUAUUGAUGAGGGUAUGUUGAACAUUGCACGACACAAACAAAUGGAGUUUGAGUUAGACCAAAUAUAUCCUCACACCUCUGUGUAAACCCAAGUUUUUAUUCAAGCUAUUAAGUUUUCAUGACAAGUGCAUAUAUAUUUAAGUGAGGCGUUUUUAUUGGAGUUGGGUAUAAAUGUUUAAAUUUGUCAUGUCUCAAAACAAAGUGAAUUAUUAAUGCAUAUGAAGUUGAUGCUUGUGUAUAUGUUCAUGCUUUUCUCUUUAUGUGUAUGUGUGUGUGUGUGUGUGUGUAUGUGUGUGUGUGUGUGUGUGUGUAUGUUUGUGCAUGUGCGUGCAUAUGUAUGAAGGUUUAUAUGUAUCUUUGACUCAAAUCGCAGAAUUACACGCAAUGAAGUGAAAUGUUCGGAAAGACUACUCCUCAUAAUUAAUUUGAUUCCACGUCUUUGCUUCAUUGCGAGAAACUUAGCUCAAACUAUCACAGGAAUCAGACGUUUUGGUUACUAAUGCUGAAAUGUUUUUCUUCUCUGUUAACAGUGCAGAUUUUUCUGUUUAUGAAUAGGUCUCGUGGAAUAAAUACAGAGUUUUCAUGGUCGUUUUUCUUAUUUUUCCUUUGCGUCUGCAAUAUUAGCCUGUAGUUUUGUUUUUGUAGCCUAUAUGGAGGACCAAGUGUUUGCCUUUGAUAUAAGUGUCAAGUUGGUUUGUGAACUCAAGAUAUUUUAUGAAAUGAUAUUGAAUUGAGUUACACUUUUUGAAAAAAACUUGUCUGAGUUCAGGGUUUGAGAGACAACUGCCAAGAAAAUUUUUCUCCAUAUAUUUUCCUGUAGUUUGUGAUUCACUAUUAAAAAUUUUUUUUCGAUUUAAGAAAGGAUUUUCCCCUUGCAUUUUCUUCUCACCCAUGACUGUUCUAUUUAUUUUCUCAUUUCUAUUUGCAUUGGAAUGACUGGUUUCAGCUGAUAUAUUACCAAUGAUAGAAUUGCUUUUCCAUUCCUUGCUGUUGUAGCAUAAGAAUACUGCUUGGGAUUUCUUUUCUCUGUUUUAUUCUUGUCUUUCACGAUGUGCUCAACAUCAGUCCUCAAGGCCCCUUAAGGCCAGGUGCUUUCUUCACAGUGAAAACUCAUACUGUAGUUGCUGAAUUGGGAGAAACAUAUUUAUUAGAUACCAUCGUAACAGAGACUAAGAACAGCACUGGUUACUCUGUGAUGGUCUAUGCCAUAUAUUACGUAUACUUCUUCUGUGAUAAGUUGUUGAAUCCACAUGUUCCAUGAGCACAUUGUCCUACCCACUGACUUUUUUGUUUCACAAAUGUUACUCAUUAUAAUGUCAACAAGUAAUGUUCCUCAAAUUUUCUGUUCUGGUAGGCAAUGAUUUCAAUUUGUUUUUUGUGAGUCCAAGUAUUGCUUUUAUCUACCAGUUCAAUUUCGUUUUGCUACAGUUUGUUUGUAAGCAUGUACUUGUUGUAUUGAGCUGAUGAUUGUAGUAGAAAAGCUCAAGUGUUGUCUCUGAACCUUCACAAUUUGUUUUUGGUAUUUAGAGUAUGUCAGUAGAUACUGAACAUUCAAAGUAUUCGAAGAUUGGAUGUCCAUCUGAUUGCAGUUUACCUAGAGGGAUGUAGCAAUGUACAUGGUACAUAUCUGUUGGAAUUGAAAGAUGAAAAGUGUUAAAAAGAGAGCUUUUUUUCAACAGAAAGUUAGAAGUUCCCGUGGAGAAUUGAAUUAACACUAGGAAUAGGAAAUGUCAUGAAAAGCAGGACAAGUAAUUAUAAUACAAAUUUUAUUUGUUCCCCUUUCUGGUCAUUACUCAGCUAAUAAAUACAUGUUAAAGGAUAA
This is a messenger RNA of Aplysia californica (California sea hare), 5490 nucleotides long. RefSeq names its product actin-binding protein IPP. Gene Ontology annotation, molecular function: protein binding. The record is from RefSeq and is a predicted model, not a curated record. Bases 240 to 2000 code for a protein of 586 amino acids. NCBI's taxonomy places the organism in Eukaryota, Metazoa, Mollusca, Gastropoda, Aplysiida, Aplysiidae. The transcript has 6 exons.